This is a messenger RNA of Manis javanica (Malayan pangolin), 4687 nucleotides long. RefSeq names its product paired related homeobox 2 (gene PRRX2). NCBI's taxonomy places the organism in Eukaryota, Metazoa, Chordata, Mammalia, Pholidota, Manidae. Gene Ontology annotation, biological process: regulation of transcription by RNA polymerase II. Gene Ontology annotation, cellular component: nucleus. The record is from RefSeq and is a predicted model, not a curated record. Gene Ontology annotation, molecular function: DNA-binding transcription factor activity, RNA polymerase II-specific; RNA polymerase II cis-regulatory region sequence-specific DNA binding.
CGGCCGGCGGAGCCCGGGCUUCAGCAGCUCGGGAGAGAGCGAGGCGGCAGGGAAGGGGAGGGAGAAAGUUUGUUUCCCCGACGUCAGCGCCGGGCGGGCCGCGGCGGCCGCGGAGCCAGGAGGCUGCGGGGAGCGGGCCGAGCGCCGGGCGGCCGGGGCGCGCUCGCUGCCACGACCCGCGCCUGCGACCCCGCCGGCCAUCCCGGGGCCGCUCGCGGGCAUGGACAGCGCGGCGGCCGCCGCCUUCGCCCUGGACAAGCCGGCGCUGGGCCCGGGGCCGCCGCCGCCGCCGCCGCCCGCGCUGGGGCCCGGCGACUGCGCCCAGGCGCGCAAGAACUUCACGGUGAGCCACCUCCUGGACCUGGAGGAGGUGGCGGCGGCCGGGCGGCUGGCGGCGCGCCCCGCGGCCAGGGCCGAGGCGCGGGAGGGCGCCGCGCGGGAGCCGUCCGGGGGCAGCAGCGGCAGCGAGGCGGCGCCGCAGGACGGUGAGUGUCCCAGCCCGGGGCGUGGCGGCGCUGCCAAGCGGAAGAAGAAGCAGCGGCGGAACCGCACCACGUUCAACAGCAGCCAGCUGCAGGCGCUGGAGCGAGUGUUCGAGCGCACGCACUACCCCGACGCCUUCGUGCGUGAGGAGCUUGCCCGGCGUGUCAACCUGAGCGAGGCGCGCGUCCAGGUCUGGUUUCAGAACCGCCGGGCCAAGUUCCGCCGAAAUGAGCGGGCCAUGCUGGCCAAUCGCUCCGCCUCGCUGCUCAAGUCCUACAGCCAGGAGGCCGCCAUCGAGCAGCCCGUGGCUCCCCGGCCCACCGCCUUGAGUCCAGAUUAUCUCUCCUGGACAGCCUCGUCCCCCUACAGCACAGUGCCGCCCUACAGCCCUGGAGGCUCAGGUGCCGCAACCCCAGGAGUCAACAUGGCCAACAGCAUCGCCAGCCUCCGUCUCAAGGCCAAGGAGUUCAGCCUGCACCACAGCCAGGUGCCCACGGUGAACUGACGGCCGGCCCCACCAGGACCCAGCUGCCUCCUGACCUGACAACAGGAGAAAGGGCAGAUAUGCAGGGAAGUGACCUUCUCCUGUCCCCUGUCCCCAGGACAGGCUGGUUGGGCUCUCCUGGCCCCUCUGCAGCCCAGACUCCUGGGCCUGAGAGGCUGCUGGCAUGCCUGGAACCUGGCUCAGCGCCUCACCCACGGCCGCGCGAGGCUCCAGCCUGUGACCCUCGGAAGGGCUGGGCCGGAGGUGGAGCAGGAGCUCCCCAAGGACCACACUUACUUUGUGUACUAAAACCAAAAAGCUUUUGUCUCUAAGAAAUAAAAAGUUUUUAAGCCCAAAAGGUUGCGGGAGGGCAGAUAAAGGCAGCAAACCAAUGAAGGUGCGGCCUGUGGGGCCUGCUCUGGCCGGAGCGGUCCUGGGGUUUUGCCCUGGGCCUAGCUCAGGCCAGCAGCCCCGGCAUGGCCAGCCACCCUCAUAGCUGCGCCUGCUUCUGAAUGAAGUCCUUUGUCACCCCGCAGAGCCCCAGGGAUGCCAAGUAGGGUAGGAGGACAGGGACCUGCCCUGGACCCCAUGGACACUCAGUUGUUUGGGAAAGACCCUUCUGUGUUAUUCUGGGCAGGACUGCUUCCCGUGGGCAGCGAGUGUCUCCUCUGCCCUGUGGUGGGAGGCAGGGUGGUGGCUAUGGAUUCCUGGACUGCCAGGCGGUGUGUGGCAGAUACUGGAAUUAAAUCCUUGUCUCUGGGCAUAUAGAAGGUGUGGCACCCCUCUGCAUAUUUGACUGUGGAGGGGCCUGGACAAAUGGCCCAGAAAGUGGGGGUCCCAGGUGGGCUUACGGGACAGAGGAGUGGUCCUAAUAGCCAAGGCCACCAGGAGACCUUCACCCCAGUCCUCAACCCACCCUUUUGCAGAAAACUGGGGGUAACAAAGGACACGUGCCACCACCCAAUGAUAUCAUAAGGCACCUGCAGAGAACUGUGGGGCAAGACUGGUCUGAAGAGCCCCCUCUGCGUGGCCGCAUGCCAUGCCUUCUGAUGGGCACACCCUCCAGGGAAGAUAAGAGAUCACUUCUGCUAAAAGUAAGCUCAGCCAGCCCCCAGGAAGUAGGACAGCAUCCCCGGCCCCCAGUGCGUGAGAUGAUCAGCCUUCGGGAGGGGCAGCCUAAGUGGAGUUAAGAGGCUGGACCUCUGCCCGUCUGCCCCGCCCACCCCCCCAUCAAAGUGUCCCCAGAGUACCAGCCACCCCACCCCCAGCCUACAUCUAGAGGACUUGGAACAGGUCAAAGCCACAUGACAAGCCUUGCACAAGGGUGGUCCCUAUUUUUUGUUGUAGAAGUUAUGGUUACCAUACCCAUGAGUGGGGUGGGGACCCCUCCCAACUCUCUAAUUCACCCCGAUAUUCCUCCCCUGCUCCACUUGGAAUUCCACCAUGAAAAUGGGGUUCUUGUGGGUUGAGCUUUGCCCCCUUCGGAUGUGCAAACAUGCCUGGGACACUCACUGUGUGACUUCUUGUGGCUGGACGGUUGGGACUCUGGUCACAGGAGAGUGUGGGGCCCUGGGAAGGUGGAGGGAGGCACAGGCACCCCUGAAGGCAUGGGGAGGGCUCUGUGCUGCUGUCCUGAGCUGGCCCAGGCCCACCUGCCCACCGGGGCCAGAGCAUGGGGCAGACCUGGGCCCUGGUUGGAGGCUGGGGGUGGUGCAGCCAGAGCUGUGUUUUUUUCUGUUUGACCUCUGCCUUGGAUGAGUGAUUUCUGGGCCCCCAUUCGCCAUUCAUGCACUGAACAAAUAUCAUGAAACAUUUGCUGUGUGCCAGGGCCCUGCCAUGGGCCCUGAGGAGAGAGCAGAGAACUGAUACAGGGUCUCUGGCUGUAGCGGCCAUACCAGGUGCAGGGGGCCCAAACCUGGUCUAAGGCACCAGGGCAGGCUUUCCGGAUGAGGUGUCCCAUGAGGAUGAAGAGCCCAUCACCCAGAGGGGAAGGCGAACAGCAGUUCCAGUUAAGGGGGCAGCAUGUGUGAGGGCCCUGGGGCAAGCCAGAGGCUGUCUCUCUGGGCCAGUGGGGGCAUUUCCCCGGCUGGAUCUCCUGGCACAGAUGAAGGUGGAGAGAAGCAGGGGCUGGCUCAGGUGGGGCUUGUGUGGCUAGAUCUAGGAGUCUGGAUGUCACCCUGGCAGUGGGUAGCCACGAAGGGGGUUUGCUGGGUGGCAGGACCCCUGCCAUGGGCUGUGCGGAGGAGGGAGCAUAGGGCUAAGAGUGGAGGCAGACAGACUUCUGCAGAGGCCAGGGAAGAUGUCCAGGCAGGAGGGGUAGCUGUCUGGACCAGACAGGGACAGAAGUGUCCCAGACAUAGCAGGGGCAGGGGUUGAUGAGGUGAUGGGCUCAGGCUUCCAGAAGGGGGAGGCCAGGAGGCCAGGAUUUGGCUUAGACACAUGGAAGUGCCUGGCAGGAGGAAGUGCCCAGAAGUAGAACCUGCCUGGUAGAGGUGUUGGAAGCCAUUGGCCUGCCCUUCCCCCAAGACAAAAGUGGGGCCAACUGGGUCUGAGCAGGGUCCUCCCUCCCGGGAAGCUUCCCGUCUCCUCACCACCUGGGGGAUCUGCACCAGCAAAGGACCCUUGGGGCCCAGAACCGUGCCCUCCUGGGCACUGAACUGGGAGUGGGCGAGUGGACAGACCCACUCAGGCCCCAGGUUCCAGAGCUGAGGCAGGCUCACUGGCUGAUUUCGAUCCGAAGGGGGGUGCCGUGAAGCAUCACCAGGCUGGGGCUGCCUGCACAGAGACAGGGUCACACCGGGGCGGGGCGGGCCCCAGCUGGAGCCUGGAAGACGGGUCCCAGGAACGCCAGCUUCGGAAAAAGCUGGGGCCUGGUUCCCACGGAGGCGCUGGCCCUGCUGUCAGGCAGCAAGGAUGUCAAUGUCACUUCCUCCCAAUCGCUCUAGAAAAAACAAACCAGCUUAAUCGUUUACACAUGGUGCUCCAGGGAGCUGAGGGGGAGAGCACGGCGGCCCUCCCUGUGAAAGAAAAUAUAUUCAAACACUGCUGUCACUAGUGUGGCCCUAAUUGCAGGCUUGCGCGGGCAACUCAUGGGCACCCGUCCCAGGGUACCAUUUUCCACGAGGAUGAGGUACCAGAGGCCUAUCCCAGGCAGGAGAAUUUGGAUUCCUCCUCUCUCUGCCUCCCUUCGCCCGUCUGCCAAACAAGCUUGUGGGAGGGCGCUGCGUGUAUCUGCUUCUAUUUUUUGUUUGAAAUAAAGGAAUUUUGAGUUGAGAGAGACAAAGAGAGAAAUUGAAGGAAAGGCAGUCUGGCUCUUGCAAAACCCCACACCUGAGAAAUAAAGGCCAGAGUUUUGCCUUGGGCAAGGGACUUCUCUGGACCUCAGUGUCCUCCUCUGUAAAAUGGGGGUAAUGACGGAGGCCGCCUCACAGGAUGGUCGCUGGCUCCUGACCCAGCCUUCUCUUGAGAGACGAACUAGCACACCCCAAGUCGCCAGCAGGGGUCACAGCGUAGAAGUUAGCACAGGCCUUCUGGAAAAUGUACCCACAGCCAUGAGAGUGUUCACAGGCUUUCACCCCAUAACCCCAGCGCUAAACCCUUAACUUUAAGAGCCAGUCCAAAAUGGGGGGCAAGCCAACCUGGGGCAGUUCAUACACACUUUGUAAAAAAUCUGGGGAGACACAAACCAAAAUGUAAAUAGCUUAAAUUUUAUAGUGGCUC